AUGGCGUCUAUGGCUUCUCGUAUCCCGGACCUCCGUGGUAUGGCCAUUGACGAUGGUCGUUACAAGCUCACGCAGCUCCUCGGCGCUGGCGCCAGUGGAGCUGUGUAUCGCGCGACUGACUUUCUAGCCGAGACAGCGGACGCUGCCCAGCGGGCGAUCAAGGUCCUCCCGAAGACGAAUGCUUCGAAGGACGUCAUUAUUCGCCAGCACCGGGAGGCGUUCCUCCACCAGCGCGUUUCGGACCAUCCGAACGUUCUCUCUCUUCACGAUGCAUUUGAGGACGAGGACUUCAUCUUCCUUGUGAUGGACUAUUGCCCUGGUGGCGAUCUGUUCCACUUCAUCUGCGAGGAGAACGCGUAUUUCCUAAACGACGAGCUGGUGCGGUCGGUCUUCGUGCAAAUUCUGGACGCAGUGCACGCGUGCCACGCCCAGGGGGUGUACCACCGUGAUCUGAAGCCAGAAAACAUUCUCUGCAGUGCGGACGGUAGCGAGAUAUACAUUGCCGAUUUCGGUCUGGCUACCGAUGCGGAAGAGAGCUACACGUUCGGCUGUGGAAGCCUGCAGUACAUGAGUCCGGAGUGCAACGGCCAGGACUAUGACUGCAAUAUACCUUAUGUACCCAAGGACUGCGACAUUUGGGCUUUGGGCAUCAUCCUGGUCAACAUGCUCAUCAACUGUCAGCCUUGGGAGAGUCCUACGCAGAGCGACCAAUACUUUGCGGAUUUCUUACUCCACCGCGACGACUACUUCGACCGCAUGCCGUUCCUCUCCAAGACGGCUUCCGCGCUGCUGAGCUGCAUGUUCGAGCUGAACCCAAAAUAUCGUAUGAACAUCCCUGAGCUGCGCAAAACCAUCCUGGGCAUCGAAACAUUCUUCGCUGUCGAUGAUCAGUUGCCUACGGCCAAUGCGAUGCUUCAGCGGCUGGACGGUGUCCUCGACUCGCUCCUACAUGAGGACGACGAGGAAUGCUACGGGAGCUUGCCGGAGGAUAUGGCGGAGGAAGUGUUGGAGGAGGAAGUCACGGUCGAGGAAGUCAUAGUCCACGAGGCCGUCGUGAUCGAGGAGAUCGUCACAGUCGAGGAGGUGGAUUUGAGCCAACUGCACCCCGACAAUUACUAUAAGAUGCAGGAGAUGGGCAGCUCGGUGUCUGCGUUCGUGGCCGCUUACGGCGACGACUGCGAAUCGGCAACCACUUCCACCACAUGCAGCGAUAGCUCAGGACCACCCACACCCGGCACCUACGCGCACGAUCCGCAGAUCGAAAUCCCCGACAUCAUGGAGGGAGAAGGGCUGGGACAAAUCCGAGUACGCUUGCCAUCACCCGCCCGCCCCUCCAAAAAGUUGGAAGAGCGUCCAUCCCCGGCUCUAAAUAUUCUCGAGCAUCUGGGGAUGGCUGCUCCCGUAUAA
Messenger RNA from Fibroporia radiculosa, 1407 nucleotides. RefSeq lists its product as uncharacterized. The transcript has 2 exons. Gene Ontology annotation, molecular function: protein serine/threonine kinase activity; ATP binding. The coding region runs from base 1 to 1407 and encodes 468 amino acids. Gene Ontology annotation, biological process: intracellular signal transduction; protein phosphorylation. The record is from RefSeq and is a predicted model, not a curated record. Gene Ontology annotation, cellular component: cytoplasm. Lineage: Eukaryota; Fungi; Basidiomycota; Agaricomycetes; Polyporales; Fibroporiaceae.